UCUGCUUUGAAUUUAGUUGUGACUAUAAAAACAUUACACUAUUCAGGCCAACAUUGCUUGUUAGUUCAUUCUACAAUUGAACUGAACACUCAGUAGAUUGAAAAUUAGUACAUAUGUAACAUUGAAUACAAAAAAAAAAACAAUAAAAAUAAAUACACAACACAUAAUGGAUCUGAAUCCCGAGGAUGAGGUAUCGGAUGUGAGACGCGAUUCAAGGAGAUCUUUGCGUGCCACACGCGGAUCAGUGGGAACAUCAAUGAGAACAUCGCGGUUUUUACAGAUACAGGUGCCAAAUGAAGACAAUAGAAAGUCGUUGAGUCGCUUUACUCAGCGCACUGCCAGCGAGCAUCGAAUAGAUUACCGCUUCGAGUCUAUGAUAAAUCCACCUAUUGAAUAUAUGAGAUACAAGCCCAACGACACCGCCGAUUUGAUGAGCCGACAGCCAAGCUAUAGGAAAUUCAAGAUACCAUAUCAAAUGAUAUGUGGCAAUCGUUAUCGAGAAUCUAUCAAGGCAUACGAAGCACAAUUGGUGCAUGAGGUUAGGAAUAAUAUCGACUUCCAAAGAACUGCCGCCGAUGCAUGCUACUUUGUGCGUUGCAUGGCAAUAACAUCAUUUUGGCCACCUUUACACAAUAUGAAGGAAGUGAGGCAUACGAGCAAGAAUUUCUUUCAGCUCUCACCAAAAGAAAAAUGGCGUCUUCAAAUCAUAAUGGACACAGACAUAACAUGAUAUCACGGAUUUUGUAUAUUACAAUUUCUACAAAAUUUAAUAAAAUUUACUUACUUAUUUAAGGCA
This is a messenger RNA of Drosophila innubila, 796 nucleotides long. RefSeq lists its product as uncharacterized. Bases 167 to 730 code for a protein of 187 amino acids. The record is from RefSeq and is a predicted model, not a curated record. Lineage: Eukaryota; Metazoa; Arthropoda; Insecta; Diptera; Drosophilidae. The transcript is spliced from 3 exons.